This is a messenger RNA of Priapulus caudatus, 1782 nucleotides long. RefSeq names its product signal transducer and activator of transcription 5A-like. Lineage: Eukaryota; Metazoa; Priapulida; Priapulimorpha; Priapulimorphida; Priapulidae. Gene Ontology annotation, biological process: regulation of transcription by RNA polymerase II; cell surface receptor signaling pathway via JAK-STAT; regulation of cell population proliferation. The record is from RefSeq and is a predicted model, not a curated record. The coding region runs from base 179 to 1762 and encodes 527 amino acids. Gene Ontology annotation, molecular function: RNA polymerase II cis-regulatory region sequence-specific DNA binding; DNA-binding transcription factor activity, RNA polymerase II-specific. The transcript is spliced from 13 exons.
CGAGAUCUCUUAUCUGAAUCUGAUAUUUUCUUCGUGUAUAAUUAUUUGGAGAAGGUAAACUAUAUUAUGUAGGCUUCGCUUCAACUGGGACAGUAAAGGAAAUAUCACUAAUCGAGCCAUAAAUCAUAUGUGUGAAACUGUAACGUGCAUAUGAGCUAAGCAUAAUCACACUGCAGCCAUGGCACAACAAAAUAAGAUGUAUGCAUUGCCUCAGGAGCUGAAGCAGCGAUAUUUUCAGAUUUUCGUCCCUUCCUUUCCCUUGGAAGUGCGUCACUACUGUGCACAGUGGAUAGAAGACCAGCAAUGGUUUAUGCCCGAGCUCGACCCGAACCAUCCGCUGUGCGACCAGUACGCGUCGCGUCUUGUAAACAUGCUCGUCGACCAGAUCCGGAACCAGAGCGAACAGAUACGCAACAAUGGCGACCACAUGCCGUUCGCCAUGGCACUGCAGCGAUGCGCGCAGACGGUGAAGGAUGAUUUCAUGUCGAGACCGAUGGACCUGGUCAGAGUCAUACAGAACCAUCUGACCACUGAAAGACACAUUCUUGAAAAGCAGAGAAAAUGUGAGUCGCCCAUGAUGGCUGACCAGGCGAUGGAAAGCCAGGACACGGAGGAUGAGUCACAAAAGGUCCAGCAGACAUUUGAAAUUCUAAAAACAAGGAUGCAGGAGGUGAACAAUGGCCUGGAUGGUCUGCAGCAACAUCAAGAGAUGUGCAAUCUGCAGGUCCAGCAGUUUGUGCGAACCAAAGCACAGCUAGAGAAGUGGACGCAGCUCGUGCAAGCUCAGCCAGAGUACACCAGCAAGCUAGAGCAGGGCAAGCAGGAGUAUACUACACUGUACCAUAACGUGUUGAGCCAGCAGACGAGAAUACGCAGCGAGCGACUGGAGAUUGCGGUCAAGCAGAGCGAGAUGCUGACCCCCACGUUUGUCGUCACCGAGCAGCCGCCUCAGGUGUUGAAGAAGCAGACGAAGUUUGCCGCAUCAGUGCGUCUGUUGAUCGGCGGCAAACUCAACUUCCACAUGCAGUCCCCCAAGGUCACGGUGACCAUCGUCAAUGAGAAGCAGGCGAGCCAAUUGGUGCAGAAUCCGCAGGAGAUGAGGCUUCGGCAGCAGAAGAGCGGCGAGAUUCUCAACAAUAUGAUGGCGAUGGAGUACCACGACGGCACGCACAUGUUCUCCGCACACUUCCGCAACAUGCAGCUCAAGAAAAUCACCAGACCGGUGAAGACGUCGCGUAACGAGGCGCACGCCGUCACCGAGGAGAAGUUCGCGCUGCUCUUCCAAACCAGCUUCAGCAUCGACAGCGACAAGCAGCUCGAUGUGUUCAGCAUGUCUCUUCCGGUCGUCGUCAUCGUCCACGGCAACCAGGAGCCCGACGCUUCGGCGACCAUUAUGUGGGACAACGCGUUUGCGCCCGUCGACUGUAAGCCGUUCGUCGCGCCAGAGCAGGUGAAGUGGUGUCAGUUGACGGAGUGCAUCGGACAGGAUUUCUUGUCGAAGAUGCUCAAGGACAAAGGUCGCGACAUGACGAAGCCGCGCGGAUUGUCGGCAGACGACCGGCUGUACCUGGCGGAGAAGCUGUACGGCAUGGAAGUGUACAACAGUGACCUUGCUGCGGUGAACGAUCUGGCCGUCACCUGGACGCGCUUCAACAAGGAGGACUUGAGGGGCAAGGAUUUUACCUUCUGGCAAUGGUACUACAGUGCAGCAAAGCUGCUAAAGGAGGACAAGCAGUUAAAGCAGAUGUGGAACUCUAGGUGAGUGUGAAUUGAUGAAUAGGU